Messenger RNA from Mycena citricolor, 1577 nucleotides. NCBI's taxonomy places the organism in Eukaryota, Fungi, Basidiomycota, Agaricomycetes, Agaricales, Mycenaceae. The record is from the annotation of a GenBank genome assembly.
CGGAUUUCUUGUUUUCUCUCUCCGCUUUCCAUCCCUCGUCUCGCGUUCGGCAUCUGCAUCUCGCGCCGCUCAUCCGCCAUAUCUCUUGUUUUACACUGGAGCUCCUCAGAUACAUCAGAGGCUCUACGGGCGCGUUCUGGAAAUGGAAUCACCACAGCACCGAUCGCGGCGAAUCGCCCAUCAUGACUGACGCUGAAGACAGACCGGCGAGGCACCACCAGACCCUGCCGCCAGAAAUAUGGAACUCCGUACUGGGUUUUCUUAUCCGGCAGAAUGGGCGCAAGUCCAUCCAUCUGGAAGACCUCUUCGAGCCACCUUACGCGACUGAAUCGCUGGAGGUUGUGGAUCCGGACAUGAGGCAGGAUCGCCGGACAGUCACGCUGGUGUGUCGCCAAUGGAACGCUCUCGCGUCCCAAAUCAUACCCGAAUACCUCAUCAUCCGGUCUAUCCCCCAACUGCGUGCGAUACUCUCUCGACUGGAGGAAACACCGUCGGACGGCUCGCCCCGUGUCGGCAUCUGGGUCCAGCGCGUGGACUUUGAAAUCAAAGAGCCUCUUUCCAGCCCUGCUACGCUCGACCUUAUCCCGCGGCUACUGAGGCGGACUCCCAAUCUGAUGAUAUACGUGAACAAGAAUGGCAGCGACUAUGCCCCAGAAACGCAGACGCCCUCGGCUGUUCUGGAGGCUUUAGCCAAGUACUGCGGCUCGUCCCUGCGGCGCAUAGAGUGGUCGCAUGUCGGAGAAGCGCCCACGUGGUUGGACCUAGCCAACCUUCUCUUGCGCACACCCAACCUGGUCACUCUUCGACUGACCUGGAUCUUCUCCUACGACAAUCCUGGUCAUGUAGACGUCGCGCUCGAACUGCCCAGUCUGCAGACACUCUAUCUCGGGCUCAUACCCGAUCCGUCAGAAGCACUGAUCGCGCUUCCUCUGUCCUGGGAUCCACUGCUCGACUAUUUGGCUGCGAGACCCGGCAUGCUGCCCGCGCUGCAGCGUUUCGAAAUCGAGAUAUUUCCGUCUCGCCAUGGCUUCUUCCGGGUGCACGGACACAAAAUCAAGACUUUCCGCACGACCAACUGGAACUUUCCCCCCACUCUGCCGAUGACGCUGCCGUUGAUGCCCAAUCUAGACAACCUCAUUCUGACCCAGAGCUCAGAAUAUGUCAUGUUGCCGAAAUCGCACCCGUCGCUUCGCCGCAUCUGCAUUUCGCCAUUCGAGGAUAAGCCGAGCGCGGUCCCUCCAAGGAUAUUCCAGCGCGCCGUUCUUCUGCCGCUUGACCAUGUUCUGCUCUCCAUAGAUACCACCAAACUCCCCCGCCUCGAGCAAGUCAGGGUGCGGAAUAUCGGGAUGCUGGCUACUCUGGUCGACGAGCCGGCGUGGCUUCUCAAGUGGGCGCAACGGUGGAAGUUCAGAGGCGUCGCAUUCUGUGAUGUGAACGGACAGCCCUACAGUCUCGUCCGCGAUCCUGACAAUGAUCCGUUGCUGAACGCUGUCCGCGGAUAAUUUCUUGCGAUUGAAUAUUGUUUUUGUGAAUACGGGCCUAUUCAUUCCUGAUCAUAAUACCAUUGGUCUUGAGAG